UCCGGUCACACUAAUAAAUUUCGCGCUGUAAAUUCGGAAAAUAAACAAUGUCGAUUACUUUAGAUUUUAAUGGCAAAAACUUGGCCAAAAGUAAAACAUUGGAUUUGCACUAUUUACCGGCGAAGAUAGACGGAGAUGGUGAAGCCAACGUGGAGCAAUAUUUCAAUAACUACACGAGGGAGGCCACCGACUACGGAAGCGGCGUGUUUACAAAUGCUCUGCGCGGCUAUCCACUGAUGGGACAACAAUUGAAAGUUCCGGAAGGAUUCAAGGGUAUAGUGCUGCAGGAAACGGAAAAACCCUUGAGCGAGUCUUCCGACCGGCAGCUACGUCUUACAGGAGUUUUUGAUGAGUUUACUUACUGGAACUACGACAAAGUACCCUCCAAUGGCGAUGCUUACCGACAGGCCCUGCUCAUGUCAGAUGUGGCUCAAGCGCUUGCACAACCCAUUAACGAAAAGGACUUGGAGGCAGAAAUCGCCAGAAACAAAGAGAACACAAAAGCCAGCCCAUAAAUUCUUAUGCGCUUACAGCGUUUAUUUAUAUAGUACUCCAAAAGCUAAUCAAAUAUGUAUUCUUACAAAUCGUAAAAUUUAUAAAAAAGUAUAAAUAUCCCAAAA
Drosophila bipectinata is the source of this 620-nucleotide messenger RNA. Its product is annotated as ribonuclease H2 subunit C. Gene Ontology annotation, cellular component: ribonuclease H2 complex. The record is from RefSeq and is a predicted model, not a curated record. Gene Ontology annotation, biological process: RNA catabolic process. Lineage: Eukaryota; Metazoa; Arthropoda; Insecta; Diptera; Drosophilidae.